Messenger RNA from Hylaeus volcanicus, 719 nucleotides. Its product is annotated as soma ferritin-like. The transcript has 4 exons. The record is from RefSeq and is a predicted model, not a curated record. Gene Ontology annotation, biological process: iron ion transport; intracellular iron ion homeostasis. The coding region runs from base 1 to 672 and encodes 223 amino acids. Gene Ontology annotation, cellular component: cytoplasm. Gene Ontology annotation, molecular function: ferrous iron binding; ferric iron binding. Lineage: Eukaryota; Metazoa; Arthropoda; Insecta; Hymenoptera; Colletidae.
AUGAAAGAAUUACAUGUUGCAAGAUCCUAUGCCACAUCUUGUUCGGAUAAAAAAUCCAAUGGAUCUUGCAUUAACAAACCUAUGGAAUGGCCGAGUGGAAAUCUGGCCAAGUUCAAGUUUCACGAGGAAACUGAAGCUAUAUUAAACGAGCAGAUAAAUGCUGAACUAAAAGCUUUUUAUUACUAUCUUUCUAUGGCUGCAUAUUUUGGUCGCGUCGACGUAGCAUUGCCGGGUUGCGAAUCGUUUUUCAUGCAAAUGCAUCACGAGGAGCACGAACACGCUCUCAGAUUUGUAAAUUACGUUAAAAUGCGUGGAGGUCGUGUUAAUUUGUCCUCGGUACAGCAUCCCACCGAUCAAGAUUGGAAAUGUCCGCUGCAUGCGUUCAAAACGGCUUUGGAUUUAGAAAUUGAAGUAAGUGAGAAGCUGGUAGCAGUAAAUACAAUAGCGGAGAAGCAUAACGAUUUGAAUGCAAGUGAUUUCAUAGUUACCGGAUUUAUGGAAGAUCAAAUGAAGAGUGUUAACGAAAUGGCAAAAUUUCACGCUGUUCUGUCUGGAAUUGGCGAUCACGCAUUGGCACGUUUUAUGUUUGACAAAGAUUUACUUCAGAAUCAUGUUCAAUCGAAAUUCAAUGUUCUCCGAGUAACAUCGCGCCAAAAUGAUAUUGAGAAGUAGGUAGUACCAAUUAGAUAAAAAAAUUUGACACCGCGCAAAUGCAUGAA